CGCUUCACGUUCCCUUCGUCCUACUUCCCCCCUGGGCUAACUACGGAAAGUCGUUCGGUUCGCUAUAUGCAUGCUAGUUAGCACUGACCAUGCUGGUGAAUUAUUAUUAAAUACUAAGUAAAUGUGACACCAUUUUUAUACAAUACGGGGAUAGCUGAAUACCUAAUUGUCUUAAAAUGUCAGUGUUUAGUCUCGCUGCUAAACGCACAUGCCGUGGCGUGUCGUGCCUGAAAAUCACUCGAUACUGCCUAACAAACGUGGAGAACUUCCACAGAAGAAGAAACAGCUGCCUGGAGAGCCACAUCACAAAUGUAACGCGUCUGUUUAGCUCUCAUCCACAUAACUCCAAGGUACCAGAGGUUGCAACAUGGGAACCAGUACCAGAGGACCAACUUCCCCCGCCUGCCCAUAUUCCUACUGACCUGGUGGACAAACUGGAGCGACUGGCCUUGGUUGAUUUCCGCACCAAACAGGGACUGUUCUGUUUGGAGAAAGCUAUACGAUUUGCAGAUCAGCUUCAUGUUGUUGACACGUCAGGUGUUGAACCAAUGGAUUCAGUUCUGGAGGACAGGGCAUUAAACCUGAGAGACGAUGCAGUGAUGGAAGGGGACUGUGCUGAAGAAUUGCUUCAGCUCUCCAAAAACACAGCUGAAGAAUAUUUUGUGGCACCACCAGGAAACAUUCCGCUACCAAAGAGGGAGGAGAGGGCCGCCUUGCUGAAACAUUCAGAGUUGUGAUAUUUAUUGCUAUUUUUUCAUUUGUGUAAAAUUAAAAACCUGCUGGUCAUGCAUUUAGAUUUUGUUGUUUUUCAGUUUCCUUUGACACCUGCAGUAUGGUUGAAUCUUGUUAGUUUCAGUAUCAUUUUAUUAAAAUUGUGAGAGAGCAGUGUGUUGACGUUGGCAACCUGUGUUAGAAGGGCAGUGCAAUGGCUGUCCAUUGUUUUGAUUUGUGAUUUACAUUAUGACCAUGGGGUCAGCUGAGAAAAAAUGUGUAAAUCUAUAAACUGUGCACAUGGCUUGUGAAUCUGAGGGGGGGUGGGCAUGAAAUGUAUGUAUCCUGUUUUCAUUCUAGUGUUGUUAAACUUUAAUAAUACAAAUUUUAAUAUUU
This is a messenger RNA of Perca fluviatilis (European perch), 1107 nucleotides long. It is a transcript of the gene gatc, whose product is annotated as glutamyl-tRNA amidotransferase subunit C. Gene Ontology annotation, cellular component: glutamyl-tRNA(Gln) amidotransferase complex; mitochondrion. NCBI's taxonomy places the organism in Eukaryota, Metazoa, Chordata, Actinopteri, Perciformes, Percidae. The transcript is spliced from 5 exons. Bases 177 to 737 code for a protein of 186 amino acids. The record is from RefSeq and is a predicted model, not a curated record. Gene Ontology annotation, molecular function: glutaminyl-tRNA synthase (glutamine-hydrolyzing) activity. Gene Ontology annotation, biological process: mitochondrial translation; glutaminyl-tRNAGln biosynthesis via transamidation; regulation of translational fidelity.